Rhododendron vialii is the source of this 2149-nucleotide messenger RNA. RefSeq names its product protein MODIFIER OF SNC1 11-like. NCBI's taxonomy places the organism in Eukaryota, Viridiplantae, Streptophyta, Magnoliopsida, Ericales, Ericaceae. Gene Ontology annotation, biological process: poly(A)+ mRNA export from nucleus. The record is from RefSeq and is a predicted model, not a curated record. Gene Ontology annotation, cellular component: nucleus. Bases 131 to 718 code for a protein of 195 amino acids. The transcript is spliced from 6 exons.
CCCACUUCCAAAGCAAAGCAUAAAAAGCAAGAGAGAACAACGAAAGAUCAUCGAUUCCCCCCCGCCCAGAAAAGCAAGACGGCAUAGAAGAUUCACUCCUACGCUUCCCCUUCUCUCUCUCUCAUCAACAAUGGCAACGGCGAUCGCGAAAUCAACCACUGCGAAAGACGAAAACCCUAGAAAAACCCCCGACCAGCCACUGCCGCCCCCGCCCUCAGAUCCUCUACCCGCAGACAAGGACGGCGGUGAUGAAUCGAAGCCCUCGGCCGUGAAGGAGUCCGACGAAGCGAAGAAGGACGAUGACGUUUCCUCCGUCCAGAAGAAGAUCCGACGAGCCGAGCGGUUCGGGAUGCCGGUUCAGCUGUCCGAGGAAGAGAAGCGUAACUCUCGAGCUGAAAGGUUUGGAACCACUUCUGCCGUGCAUGGAUCGGAUACAUUGAAGCAAUCAGAGGAGCACAAGAGAAAGGCUAGAGCAGAGAGGUUUGGGCUUGCACAGUCUGUGACUGCUGAUGAGGAGGCAAAGAAGAAAGCUAGGCUUUCCAGGUUUGGUGCAGUCCCAGCAGUCCCCAAGGCAAAUGCACAGGAAGAAGACAAAAAGAAAGCUAGGGCACUAAGGUUUUCACAACCGCCAAAUGGCUCUCUAUCAGAAUUGAAUGGCAAGGGAAACAAUAUUGAAGUUAAGACUGCUACUGCGGGCAAGGCUGGUGGGGGAACCUAAAUAGUGUGCCUUCUUUCUUUUAUAGUUUAGGGUUUUUUACAUUGUGUGGCUCCCCUGGCGAUUUGUAGUCAAGUCUACUUUCUGACCUAUGAAUUCCUGGAUGCAGCUCUGUUCCAUUCUUGGAUAACUUCUUGUGACCUGUGGCUGGAGAGCAUAACGUAGUUGGUGUUUCUCUGGGGUAUAUCUAUUUUCCUGGUGAGGCCUGGGAGAAUCCUCAUGUUCUCCUUGGUGUGAAUCCAUCUGAAAUGGUGGACAAAAAAUGAAGUACUGAAAUUAUGGCCUGGGAAAACAUCACUGAUUGCUAACUUGGUUAUAUCUAUAAUUUCACGGUCAUCGUCUCUUUGUCCAACUCACAUUGACCAACCUUGCAUAUCCAUGUGUUGUCUUGUGUCACGUAACAAACCAUGUUGGAAUUAACUGUUUCAAGUGUAACAUAGCCUGACCUAACUUUUUUAAUUCAAAAUUGCACCAUUGUCCAUGUAGCAAUGCAUUAGUUUAGAAGAUAGUACUUUUAAAUCAUCUUACACUUCUGCUGUGGCGUAUUUUGGUUUGAGAUCUUGGGUUGCUGCUUGUUUUGUGGUCUCUUCUGCCUAAAUUUGUUGGAAAAGUCCGAUUAAAAACAACUUGUGGAAUAGUCGGCAUUUUAUUUUAAAUCCUAUAUUAAUAGCGUUUUGGAAGAGUCCCAAUUCUGCCUCUUUUUUUUUUGAUACACUGACGUAGUUCUAGUUAGAUGGUAGACUUAGGAUAAGAACUAUGUAAUGCAUCAUUUUCGGUAAUAUUCCUGUGGUAUGCUUUCCCUUUAGCAAAGGACUCUUGUGUCCCAUUCGUAGUGGUGAGAUACCAUUUUCUUUUCGGUGAUGAUAGUAGAUUUGCCUAGUUUGUUUUUUUUCCUAGAUGUUAUUUUUGAGUCACUUUCUCUGCAUUAUCGUGCUUACUUCAAAACAUGCAUAGCCUCUUUUGCUGACUGCUGUCUUUCAACUUGGUCACUUGUCCACGACAUAAUGAUGAGACAUGAGUUGAAUGAAGUUUGAGGGUGAAGUUUUUAAAAAAUAUGUGCACCAGUGGUUAUUGUGAUGGGUUUUUAGGAUGACAUCGGUUUACAGAAACAAGAUAUUCCCCAGGCUAUAAUUUCCAGAAUUUUGGUUACUCUUGGUUAGUCCUCGGAACAUUGACACUCGGGAGAUGUUUGUUGAUUACCCUUCGGCCUCACCAGCUGAAUUUCCCCUGCUACAGUCUAUUGGUGUGUAGAGAAGAAUGGAGGAUGUUGUUCGGUAAUAGAUAUGUUGUUUUCGUUUUGAAACUUCUAUGGAAAGGGGGCGUUGUUUCCAAAUUUGUAUGACCAGAUAAGUAGAUGUCAGGGGCAGUCAUUUUGUUGUUUCUGUUUUACUAUGAAAUAUUAUUUGUUUUACUUGGAAAAUCAAUAUUGGUAUC